AUGGAUAUGACUUUUAAACCAAAAUCAACACCUAGAACAGAAAACGAACCAGACCUCAUAAAAUGGUGGCUCUUGAAAGGAGACAAGGUGCAGGAGUUUUGUAAUGAAUUAGAUAACUUAGUAUUCCCGGGAGAAGGUCAUAAAGAUGUGAACGCAAAUUGGAUGGACAUACAAGCCAAGAUUCUAAAAGCUGCAGAAAAGGUACUAGGGCGAACGAAAGGUGGAAAGCGCAUAUCGAUGGAGACGUGGUGGUGGAGUGAACCAGUACGCACAGCCCUUAGAAGAAAGAAAGAGGCGUUUAAAACAUGGCAAUCCACCAAGACAAAUGAAGAUAGGCAGCAGUAUAAACAGAGUAAGAAAGAGGCCCGACAAGUGAUCGCAGUUGAAAGAUCCAAAGCUACAAAAGAACUGUAUGCAUCCUUAGAAAAGAAAGACGGUCAUAAGCUCAUAUACAAGCUAGCUAAAUUGCGAAACCAGGCUACCAAAGAUUUUGUGAAGAAUAAAAUACUUAAGGGACCAGACGGAAAUCUAGUGUACAAUAGCAAGGAUAUCCUGAAAACAUGGCACCAGUAUUAUGAUGCAGCUGGGUCAGUACCGGUGGAGAGAACGAAAAUUAUAGGAGCGAGUGGAUCAGAGUCGGCGUAUAGAGCUGCAAGAUCUGCUGGCUGCGGCUCAACGAAACGAGCCCCAAGACCUCAUACUACGUAG
Molecule: messenger RNA, 708 nt
Organism: Danaus chrysippus (African queen)
Lineage: Eukaryota; Metazoa; Arthropoda; Insecta; Lepidoptera; Nymphalidae
Source: the annotation of a GenBank genome assembly